This is a messenger RNA of Fonticula alba, 3389 nucleotides long. RefSeq lists its product as hypothetical. The record is from RefSeq and is a predicted model, not a curated record. Gene Ontology annotation, cellular component: mitochondrial outer membrane. The transcript has a single exon. Lineage: Eukaryota; Rotosphaerida; Fonticulaceae. The coding region runs from base 1 to 3339 and encodes 1112 amino acids.
AUGGACAGCACGGUCCGGCGGGUGUCCCGGUCGCUUGACGCCCGGGUGUCGGCCUCCUGGUGGAGGCAGGUCCACCGGGUAUACGGCCCACGCGCGGAGGACAUCUCCCGGUCGCUGAGCCGGCUGGUCAUGUCGGAUGCGGCCGGCGGCGGCCUGGACCGGAGCUUCUCCCCAAGCAGCCAUGUCCAGGAGAUCCAGGACGUGGCGGCCCUGUGGCUGGAGCUGCAGGAGAUCAUCCGCCGGCAGCGCGAGCAGGCGGCCGAGGCGGCCCUCGCCGCGCGAUCCCCUGAGGCCGACACCGACGGCCUCGAGGAGCCGGACCUGGCCACCGGGCCGGCGACACCGGCCCCCACGCACCCGGGCACCCGGCGGUCUUCCCUGUCCUCCGGGCUGGGCGCCGCUCGCCCGGGGCCCGGGGUCCUCGGGCACCCGGCGUCGGAUCUGAUCGACUGGCUGACGCGCCCGGGGCUCAAGCGGUCGCUGACCGGGCGGCGGCUGUUGCAGGCGCACGCCGGGCCGGGGGCCGGGGGCCCGGCCUCGCGCACGGCCUCGGCCUCGGCCCCGGAUGACUCGGCCGCGGCCGGCGGCGGGCCGGAUGACGCCGGGACCAGCGGGGCCGCGGCCGCCGGCGGCCCGGCCGGCCCGCAGGACAUCCUGCUGGCCGACUCGCCGGACGAGACGGACCCCGAUGUGGAUGCCGGCCGCUUGGAGGAGGCCCUGCAGGCAUUCAUCCUGGCCAAGUGCGCGGUGGCCAUCGCCGGGUCGGCCGGGCGGGCGUUGGCCGCGCGCGGCGGUCGCAGCGGCGAUCUGCUGGACUGGUGGCAGGGCUGCCUGCACCGGUCCUCCUCGCAGUGGCUCUUCCUCCUACGGCUGCAGCAGGUGCCGGUGGACCUGGGGCGCAUCUUGCUGCGGGCCCUGCUCAGCCAGCUGAUCCGCCUCGGGGUCCUCUCGACAGCCCCGUCGGCCGACAUCCUGGUCAGUGGAGGCCGUCUGCGGUAUGUGCGCUUCCUGGCGGCCUGGGCCGCGCGCACCGGGUCCAUGUAUCGCCAGCGCUAUGAGCAUGACCUGUCGCCACGGCUCCCGGGGUUCCUGCGCGGCGGGCACCCGGCUGGGGACGCGGACGCGGACGCGGACGGGGCCGGGGCCGGGGCCGGGGCCGGGGCCGGGACCGCCGGCAGCCCCGCCGGGCUGCCACCCACCGACCGGGCCACCCCGCCGGCCGGUGCCUGGCCAAGCCGGGGCCCGCACGUGCCGGACCCCGCCGGCACCCCGAAGUCCUGGCGCCCGCUGGCCAUGGCCGCGGUCGAACUCUUCCCCUUCGGCUGGCGCUUGGGCCGGCACACGGAGUGGCUGGCCAUCGGGCACUUGCGCCUGCUCCGGCGAGCUCGGCAACAGGUGCACGAUGCCCUCGGCUCGGUGGCCCUCAGUGUCAGCCUGCUGAAUGACGCGGUGGCCCGGGACAUUGGGGCUCCCCGGGCGCCGGACCAAUUGCGCGACUAUGCGGCCCUGGUGUUGACGGAUGUGUGCUGCGCCCUGUCCCUGCCGGAGACCAGCACCCAUGCCCCGAACCAGGGGUUCUGGCGGCGCAUCUUCGCCGACGACACCUACUACCCGGAGACGGCCUUCGCCGCGGCCGGGUCGAUGGACUUCUUCGCGCAGGCGGCCGCGGCCGCCGACCGCGGCGAGGGCCCCGGCACCGGGGGCGCCGGCAGCGACUUCGAGGAGGAGCCCCAGCCGGAGUCCGGCACCACCCUGCAGCAGCAGCACCAGCACCAGCACCAGCAUGACCGACUGUCGCGGCUGUCGGCCAGCCAGCGGCCGGACUUCGCGGCCCUGGCCCCGGCCCGGCCGCCGGGUGACGACGCCCUCGGGCCGGAGCUCCUGCGCGAGGUGAACAUGGCCGCAUCGCAGUUCAGCUUCCGGACCAUGCACAUCCUGCGGGCGCACCGGCCGCCGCGGCUGCUACUUCGGUACUGGCUGCCGCUGCUGGCCGGGACCCUGGCCGCCGGGCCGAUUCUCGGGCGGCUGGCCUCCUUCCAGCCGACGGUGGCCAAUCUGGCCCAGGAGGCGGUCCUGCUGGCCCGGCGCCUGCUGACCGACUGGGUGGUGGCUCCGCUGCUGGAUGUCUAUGACACGGUGAAGUACGGCGGCCGGGGGGGCGGCCCCGGGGCCGGGCAACUGCGCAUGAUCAAUGAAGGGUCCUUGGAAUUGGACCGGGCCCUGCUGGAGCGCAUGGUGACCGCCUAUGCGGAGGCGGAGCGCCAACGGGAGCCGCCGAUGCUGCUGCGGCUCCUGACGCCCGGGGUCGAAAACCAGCUGGACCUGGAGGGCGCCGGCGGCCGGGACGGUGUCUUCGACUUGUCCGAUGCGCGGCUCAAUCCGGCCGGCGGGGAAUUGGCCCCGGAGUUGCAGGACAUGGCCAUCGUCAAUGCGGCCUUCGAGCGCGAAACCCGUCGGCCCCUGCUGUCGGCCGUCAUCGGGCCCCUGCCGCGGCUGCUGCUGAUCCAGGUGCAAAAGACCCGUGUGGACUUGGAAACGGCCCUGGCGGCGGUCGACCGGCUGCUCCGCGCCAAUACCCUGAACUUCGCGCUGGUGGCCGUGACCCCGGCCACGGCCCUGGUGCUGGCCACGCUGUGGGGCCUGCGGAAUGCCCUGCGCCGGGCGCGCGGCCUGUCCACUUCGGCCCGCGAGGCGCAGCUGCACCUGUGCGAGUCCAUGCGCGGCCUGGAGCGAACGCUCAUCAAUUCCUUCGCCUCCUCGGCCGACACAUUGCUAUUGACGAGCACGGCCGCCACGCCGGCCGAUCGGUCGGGCGCCGCGGCCCCGGCCGGCGGGCCGUCCCAGGCUGGGAGCCCGGACGACGUGUCGCCCCUGUCGCCGGGGGCCUUUCACCGGCAUCCCCACUCGGGGCACGGGUUCUCGGACAGCAUCAGCGAGCAUGGGCGCGGGGUGCCGCCGGUCGGAGCACCGGGCGGACCCCUGGCCGGCGGCAGCAGUGCCCUGGCCUUGGAUGUCCUGGCCCCGACUCCGGGCUUUGCCGGGCAGGCGCUGCACUCGAUCGACCUGCUCAGCACGGCGGACAUCCGGCUGUAUGGGCGGGUUCUCAUCGAAGUGGAGAUCCUUCGCCGGGCGGCCCGGCGGGCCGGGCUCCCCCGGGCGGCGCAACUCCGGCAGACCUUCCUCCGGGAUUGCGACGACAUCGAGCGCUUUGUCACGGCCUCGGUGCAUGCGCUCCAGCGUGGCAUGGAUGCCAUGGCUGCCUGCCACCGGAACCAGGCUCUGCAGGUGAUUGCCAGCAUGUACCGGACCUUCCCCUUCCUGGUGGACACCAGCACCUAGCACAUACAAGUAUCCUGGCCCGCCCUUUCCUCUCCACUUGCAGGUGGGGG